AUGAAGUUCAGGGCCAGUUUAUUUAUGUUUCUUGUCGGUUAUGUUAAUUGUAUAUACUUUGAUUCAAGUAAGCAAGCUUUGCGUUUUUAUUUUUAACGGCUGGUGAGGAAGCGAAUAGAAGAGGGAGGGAGGGUGGGGGGGGAAUAAUUUUGAUAAAAAAAGAAAAAAAAAGUUUAAAAAACUUUAAUUGAAAGAUUUUUUAAAAAUUUUUAAAAGCGCAAAGUCUAUUUUUUUUAAAUUAGCAAAAAAAAAAUUUAAGAUGACCAUUACUAAUCAAAUUCGUCUUAAAAAAAUUAAUUUUUAAGACGGACCUUUUUUCCAGGCUUGAACACAAGGCAGGGCAUUGACGAUUUUCUGUGCCUGGUAAUGCUCUGCAUGGUACAGAGCAUUUCAGUUCGAUGCCUUGCCUUGCGUCCAACCCUGCUGCUACUCCCUUGCCUUUUAUAAUAUUAGGUUUUCCAAAGAUGGAUGAAUUAAAAUUCUCAAAUGUGGAUGCUUUCAAUGGCUCAUUCAUAUUCGGACUACCUGAUAAAAAGUUGGUACAGUGGAACUCUUGUAAUACUAGGCACAACUAGUAGUGGUAUAACGAAUCACUAAAGAAAUUAAAAAUUGUUUGUUAUACGGGGUUUUUGUUAUAGAAUAGUUUGUUAUAUAGGAGUUGCACUGUACUUGAAUUAAUCAUACAUACGUUUUAACUAAAACAUCAUUUUUAGUUACCCAUUUAUUCAAAGCUAGACUUGGCUCCAAAUCAUCACUUACAACAGACUUUCACUUUGAAAGAACGAGAAAUGAUAUUUUUGUGUUUGGUAAGGAGUGUGCAAAAACGAAUUGUACUACUGAUUCUCAUCAGUUGUACGAUUUUGAGUAAGUUAUUACUUAUGCAUAAAUAUAAAUUCAGCUUGAGGUUCUGACUUUUGACAACUAGAACUCUGUACACUAAAAAGACAGUUAGUUAUCGCUUUUUCAGGCCUACUAUAAGCAAUUGUUUUGACAACAAGUGCUUAUAGUAGACCUGAAAAAAAGGUUCGAGCUCAAUUUUUCCGUCUGGCUCUUUCGAAGGUUGCGUCGGGUUGGCUCGGUUUAACUUCUUGUAUAAACUAGGUAAACUAAUUAUGCAUUUAUGAAGACCUGCACGCCAAAAAUGAAGUCUCGCCUUGGUUUUUCCAGUUAUUAAAGAAUUUUUACAUAAUUGGCCAACCCGAUCCGAAGCAAAUUUAAAAGGCCAGCACACUUAGGCCACAGGAACGAGGCUCAAAUUAAAGCCUAGUCAUAGGCCGAGCAAAGAGGGCAUUGCAACCUUUUUACAAGUCUAAUACAAACUUUUUACAUGUCUAAUAUAAGGUAUUACACAAAUUAGUAUACACCCACAUCAAGAUCAUUCUUUUUAGAGCAGAUGGUAAAACGUUGUCAGGAAACUAUGUCGAAUUCAAAGACGCAAACGUUUAUACCAGAGAUUGUGAAGAUGUUUCUUUUACAGUAUGUUAAGUUGUAAAAGACUUACUUAUGUUUCAUACCUAAAUUAAUAUGACAUAUUGUUGAGCUAAACUAAUAUGACAUAAUGUUGAGUUAAAACAUUAAAAAGUCAUUUUUAAGGUAGCAGAUAAAACAAGCACACAUACAGUUAAAGUAGCGGUUGCUCCUGUUGAUGAAAAAAGUAUAUGGUCGUAUAAGUAUGAUGGAUAUGUUGGUAUAAUGUCGGGCAAAGAUUCUGCGUUCGACAAAAUUGUCAAUUCCUACGACAACAAACACAUGCUUAUUGUGCCAUGGCGAGUUUGGGUGAGCUUAAAAUUAAAAGAAAUCAUUUAUUGUGUUGUAGAACCCAACAAUGGAAGGCGAUCUUCUACUAGGUGAAGAGUCCAAGAAAUGUGGAAAUUUUUCCUUCACAGAUUCUGACAGUAAUUAUUGGUCUACCACUACUACGUAAGACUUUAAAAAAGAUUAAAAAAUAAAAUAAAUUUUAAAGAUUCCCUAUUAUGCACUACGGCUUACCAAAUUUCUUACCACGUGUCCUACUUACCUCAUAUAUACCCUGUUACUUGUCUUACUUUAUGCCUUACCAGUUGUAUUCCUCUUGCUCUACCUUAUGCUUUGCCUUAUGCUCCACCUUAUUUCCUCGGGUUCAGGAACUUUUGGGGCAGGAACUUUUGAGGCCAACCUUUUUGAGCAAGGAAUUUUUGGGGCGGGUAAUUUUUUUGGCAACUAAAUCCGCCACCAAAGUUCUUUGCCUCAAAAGUUCUCGCCCCAAAAGUUCCUCGUCCUAAAAGUUAACCCCAUUUCCUCUUGUCCUCUCUCUCCCUAACCCUUUUUUAAUUUUAAAAAGUUUCAGAAUUGGCGAAGGUGACGAUAAGAAAACGAUAAAAAUAGCUCCGGCAUUUGUAUCCAUUACACUAGCUAAAAAGUCAAUUAUGGAGAAAUAUUUUACAAAAGAAAACGACAUUGAUGAAGCAACCUACAAGACUAUGAAGUCCUAUAAAAUGACAUAUGCUGGAUUUGAGUUUACUAUUGAGCCAAAACAUGUUUUUUUAAAAUUAGACGGAAGAUAUUACACGAUGAUCAAUCCACUUGAUGAUGAUGAUGAGAUUGAUUUUGCGUUUGGAUACGAUAUUUUUAAGCAAAAUUGUUUCAAAAUGGUCAAGGAUGGAGACAAGUACAAGAUUGGCUUAGCUGAACGGCUUCCUAAUACUUCUGCAGCCCUGUUUGUCAGCGGUUUUACUGUAUUGAUAGCUUUAUUGAUGUUUUGCUAGAUCAUAAAUAUUGUUAUAGAAGUACGAUUAAUUUAAAAACAAAAAUGUAAAAAUAUAUGUUAUGGCCUAUCCUAGAAUUUAAGACACAAUAACAUAAUCCUAGAGCUAAAGUACUUAAGCAAACGGUUUUUUGUAGUUUUCUUUUUUUGGGUUCUUGAUAUUUCAUAGUCAAUAUGUUUUUCAAAGCAAACGUAUUAUUUUUAUUUGUAAGCUAUAGUUAUAGCUUGUCUAACGACGACAGUAAGUUUUUCGCUUAAUUUUUUCAGAAAAUUGUAAAACUAUUUGCUUAUAUACUAGCAUAUGUUACGCCUUAUUCCAUGAUCUACUCAAUGCUUUGCUUUUUCCAUUCAUUACUUCAGGCCCUACUCUAUAUACUUUAACACAUGCCUUGCCUUAUGUUCUACUUCAUGUCCUACUCCAAGCUUUAUUUCACGGCCUUCUCCACUGCCCGACUUUGUAACUUGCCCAAGGACUUCCAUGCCUUACCCUAUGUUUUAUUCUAUGUUCUAUACUAUGCCUUACCGCUUGCUUUAUGCCAUACUCCUACGCUAUGCCCUUCUUCAUGUCUUACCUCAUGCUCUACUUCAUGCUCUACCUUCCUACCCUGUUGUUCUGUGAAAGGAUAGCUUUAUUAAUCUAUCUAAUAGUGAAAAUUGCAUUGUAAUUACAGCUUUACACACAUUCGAAGUUAAAAUUGGCUCAACUUCUUCAUUAAUAACAAAAGUUCAUUUUGAAAGAACUGAAAGUUACGUUUUCGCAUUUGGAUAAACUUGUUUAACAGAAAAGUCAUGCACAGACAGCAGUCACGUUCCAUAUGACUAUGAGUAAGUUAAAACAAAGUUAAGAGAUUAAUUUAAAAGUGCAUUGUCAAUUUAAAAGUGCAUUGUUAAUUUAAAAGUGCAUUGUUAAUUUAAAAGUGCAUUGUUUUAGAGCUGACGGUAAAGCACUGUCAGGCAAAAGUGAAUGGUUCGCAGGUGCUCACGUCAUAGUAAGGCAAUGUGACAAAGUGUCUUUAACUGUAAGUAUAGAUUCUGUUUUUUAUAGGCGUUAAGGCAAAACAGGCUUUUAAAUUACCGUAAAAACAUUUUUCCCCUAAUGUCAUACCUAUUUUCAGAUAGAAAACCAAACCACCACCCAUAAUAUCAAGAUAGCGUACGCUCCUAUGGAUUCUAAUAGUCCACGUUCGUUCCUAUACGAUGCUUUUAUUGGCAUAAAAGCUGGAAAAGAUUCAGCUUUUGAUAAGAUAUUAGAUGCAUACAGUAAAAAACAUAUGCUGAUUGUGCCUUGGCGAGUUCAGGCUGGGAAUGUAAGUUCAAAUAUUUUAAUUUAAAAAAAACUAUUAUUGCAUUUUUUAUCCUAAUGCAUUUACCUUCAAGGGAGGGGAGUGGAAAGAACAAAAAGAAACAAAAAUUAAGUGUAAGUAAAAGUAGCUUGAUAGUUAUAGGAGUUAAUAAUACGCUUUUCAAGAAACAAAACAAGGCGGUGAUCUUCUCCUCGGCGAGGAAUCAGAACAUUGCGGAAACUUUACGUUUACAAAUUCUGAAACGGAUUAUUGGUCUACAACUACUAAGUAAGUAUAAUUGCGAAGUUUUGUUACAGUAAGUACAAAAGUAGACACUUUCAAAAUUUUGCUCUUGCAUUUAAAAGUUACUUAGCUUUUGGCUUACUUUACGUAUUACUUUAUGACUUACCCUAUGCCGUACCAUGUGCACUAUAUAAUGCCCUACUGUACUCUAUCUCAUGCCUUACUCCGUGUCUUAUUCAUGCACUAUCUCAUGCGCUGCCCCAUGAGUUGCUUCAUGGUCUAUUCCAGGCCCUAUGCGUUGUUCUACUUCAUGUUUUACAAAAUGCGAUACCUCAAGUCCUACCUAAUGGUCUAUACCAUGCAAUAUUCCAUGAUGUGCCCCAUACCCUAACACAUGCUUCCCUCCUCCCCCCCCCCUUUAGAUUAUGCUAUAUUAUAUGCCUUACGUUAUGCUCUACCAUAUUUUUUAUUUUAUGAUUUAUUCCAUGAAUUACCCCAUAAUCUACUCCAUGCCCUAUUCUACGAAUUACCUUAUAAGAUACUCUAUUUUCUAUACCAAACCCUCACUUAUGCCAUAUCUCGUGUUCUAGCAUAUACAGUAUCCCAUGCCUUACUCCAUGAUGUAUACCACACCCUACUCAUGCCCUGCCCCUUGUCCUCAACCCUCCUGCUUUUUUUAAUUUCAAAAAUUUUUAGAAUUGGCGAAGGUGACAUCCAGAAAACGAUAA
Molecule: messenger RNA, 4997 nt
Organism: Bursaphelenchus okinawaensis
Lineage: Eukaryota; Metazoa; Nematoda; Chromadorea; Rhabditida; Aphelenchoididae
Source: the annotation of a GenBank genome assembly